This is a messenger RNA of Paralichthys olivaceus (Japanese flounder), 2055 nucleotides long. It is a transcript of the gene pinx1, whose product is annotated as PIN2 (TERF1) interacting telomerase inhibitor 1. Gene Ontology annotation, molecular function: nucleic acid binding; telomerase inhibitor activity. Gene Ontology annotation, cellular component: nucleolus. The record is from RefSeq and is a predicted model, not a curated record. Lineage: Eukaryota; Metazoa; Chordata; Actinopteri; Pleuronectiformes; Paralichthyidae.
CAUUAUCUUCAGGCAUUUUACAGGAAGCCUACUCACCUCGCUUCAAGCUGGUGAAGGACCCCAGGAUGUCCAUGCUCGCUGAGCCCCGGAGGAAGCAGAAGUGGUCUGUUGACCCCAGGAACAGCGCCUGGAGCAACGAUGACUCCAAAUUUGGCCAGAAGAUGCUGGAGCGAAUGGGCUGGUCCAAGGGCAAGGGCCUGGGCAGGACUGAGCAAGGCUCCACCGACCAUAUCAAAGUAAAAGUUAAAAACAACAGCUAUGGGUUUGGAACCAGUGCCAGCUAUGAGGACAACUGGAUUGCUCACCAAGAUGACUUCAAUGAGCUGCUUGCUCAGCUGAACAACUGCCAUGGUCAAAAUAACAGCAAUGAGCCUCCACCAGAUGAACAAAAAGGCUUCAGCUUGGAAGAGAAAUCCAAGACCUCCAAAAAGAGGGUCCAUUACAUGAAGUUUACCAAAGGAAAGGACCUGUCCUCCCGCAGUGAAACAGACCUGAAUUGCAUCUUUGGAAAGAGAGCCCAAUCUGGCAAAGAACAAGAGCAGGAGAGCAACAGCAGUGAUUCUCAGGGAGAGACGGAGGAGAAGGUGACUCCUGCUGCUACCGAACUGGAUACGGAGUCCAUCGCCAACACUGUGACCAGCACUCUCACUAUGCAGGAGUACUUUGCGCAGCGAAUGGCUCAGCUGAAGAAGGCUCGGGGACAGGACCCAAGUGCAACAUCCAGGGCGGACGCAGAGACCAGCGAGACGUCAACUCCAUCCGAGGAACCCAUCCACAGUACUAACAAUGAUACGGAGGAGCCUAGGAAGAAAAAGAAGAAGAAAAAGAAAAAGGCUAUGAAUGAGUUGGAAGUGGUAGAAGACAAUUGUAGUUCUCCCAUUGUAGUGGAAGAGGACGAGAACCAAGAGCAGGAACGUUUAAAGAAAAAGACGAAGAAAAAGAGGAAAAUGGCAGAAAACAAAGAAACUACAGAUGAGAACUGCAGCUCCACCUCUGGUGUGGAGCAGAACUUUGAGGAGCAGAACUGUGAGGAGCGGCCUCCCUCCAAAAAGAAAAAGCUUAAAAAGCACAAAAAGGAAACCGAGCUAUUAAACGGCCACGAGCCAUCUGAGGAUCAAACUGUAAAAUCAGAGGUUGUUCCAAAAAAGAAAAACAGAGAGGAGGAGGAGGGCGAUGUUGUAGUGGUAGAGGAGAAGAAACCCAAAAAAAACAAGAAAAAGAAGAAGAAACGCCAAGAAUAGGUGGAGUCAGGGGUAUGGAUUAGUAGUCUCCAAACUCAUACUUAUGGAAAUGUCUUAUGAUCUAAUCGAAACUAAAAACUUGUUUAAUUUAAACCAACAUGAAGAAAAAAGGUUUGAUAUUUGAUCCCAAUACCCAGUAAAGCCACUAAGUUGUACUGGUGGACACACCAUGGCAGUGCCUUUCUCAUCUGUCACAGAAAACAAGCCUCUAAAAUGUUGAACUAUCCCUUAAAUUUUCAACAAGCCUAUUUCUGUAAUGUAAUGUCUAAACUAUAUUAAUAGAGAGACUGACAGAUAUUUAACAGUCUUUAAAACUAGAAUGGCACCCGGUAGAACCUCUGUCAAGGCCGAACAAUCUUAAAGUUAAGAAAAUUCCGGAUCAGCCCUUUAAUCCAAAUUCACACCAAAAUUGAAUUGGUUACUUUCAGGUGCAGGUCCCAACCCUCCACCAAGUUUUGUAGAAAUUGGUCUAGUAGAUUUUACAUAAUCCCGCAGACAAUUUUAUAAAAAUCUGUGAUACGUCAUCUGAAUAAACUAAAAUUUCUAAUAUUCUACCAACUGUUCUUCCAUCUUUCUUUUCUUUUUUUGCCAGCAUGUUUUUAUGUCUUUGUCAAUUUCUUGAAUCAAGAGAUAUCUCUUCAUAUUGUUAAAGCAACACAGUGAGUUUUCAGCUUUGGUAAAAACUGAAGCAGAAGCACAUUGAAAUGAAUAUUUGAUGUUAUGUUAUGAACAGAUAUAAUGUGAUGGUGCUUUGCCCUCUCAUCAGAUUCAUGAACUGUAGGCAAAUCCACUUUUAAAUAAAUCCAAAUGAUUG